Mytilus californianus (California mussel) is the source of this 7665-nucleotide messenger RNA. Its product is annotated as PH and SEC7 domain-containing protein-like. The record is from RefSeq and is a predicted model, not a curated record. The transcript is spliced from 13 exons. Gene Ontology annotation, biological process: regulation of ARF protein signal transduction. Bases 117 to 2756 code for a protein of 879 amino acids. NCBI's taxonomy places the organism in Eukaryota, Metazoa, Mollusca, Bivalvia, Mytilida, Mytilidae. Gene Ontology annotation, molecular function: protein binding; phospholipid binding; guanyl-nucleotide exchange factor activity.
UUACUCGCUCCUGGGAGGAAAUAGGUGAAGUGGCUUAUUUUCCUGUUGGCCUGUGUAAGGAUAGAUACCAUGUUGUAUGUAGAUAAAGGUUAGACAGGACCUAUGCUGUUCCUGCCAUGGUUGACCGGUCUCCCCACGGUCUGUCCCGUAUCCCUGUCCCUGUCAAAACCACAAAUGUUGUGCAAAAUGGAUCCUUGGAAUUGAAAACCUCAGAUCAAAAUGUUAAUGGAAACUUAGAAUCUAAUUUUGAAGUAGAAAAUGGGAACACCUCUAAGGAGGAAAACGGGAAGAAAGAUAAAGGAUUUGAGACAUUCCUUAUGACAGGGGAUAUGAUCAUUAGAACUACUGCAUCACCAAAGUCAAGACGAGAUGCAUCAAGUAGGAAUGCUUCUGACAGUUCCGAUUCUUGUGUUGCAGCUGAUAUGGAUGCCCCAUCUCACUACAGUAAUGAUUUAAUCGAGGAUUCUCCAAAGUUAGAUAAAAAAUUUCAGAGGUCUGCAGAAUCAGGUUUUGAAGAUCAGGGACAGUUAUCUGCUUCCAGUACCCUUGAACUGCAAAGUUCUAAUAAAAACGGGGAAACGAAAAGUGCUCCUUCAUUGUCAAAUACUGGUUGUGAUGUGAUGAGUCAGUCACAGUCAUCUGCAGCUAGCAGUACUAUAUCAUCAGUAUCAUCAGACAUGAAGUCUGACAUUUCUGAACAAACUGUUAUACUGAAUGAAGGUGAUUCAGGGUUAAUUUCACCUCAUGAAGAAGAUGUAAAAGGUCAGGAAAAUUUGAAUGAUAAUAUGAAAUUCAUUGAUAAUGAAAAUUCAGAUGAUGAUAGUUCACAGAAACCUGUAAAAGUUGAGAAAUCAGAAAAAUCAAAAAUAGUGACUAGCAAAAGUGCAGAAAAAAUUAUUUUGGACAAGACUGGUCAUCAGCAGUAUGUACGACCAAGCAAAAGUCAAGAACUUAAAUCUGAUGGUGAAUUUGCUAUUGUAGAUAUUGACAUUGAUGAUAAUAUGGCGUAUUCCUUAGAUCAGAUACCUCAACGUGGCUCACAAUCUAUAGAAAUAAUAGAUGAUCAAGUAUCCAGGAGUCUACAUAACUCUCCAGAACAUCGCAGUAGUGACAAAGCGUUUAUUCCCGGAUUUAUUAAUAUUGACAUGAAAAAAGGUAGAGGAGUACAGAAUGAUGAUUUUGCCUUAAAAACAGACAAUUUGAAUGAGUAUAAUAAUUCACAGUGGCCAUCUUCAUCUGAACAUUAUAAUGGUUCUCCACAAGAUAUAUCUAAUCAAUCUCCUGAUAGUAGUAUAUCAUCUAAUCGUUCAGAUAGAGACUCAUUUGAUCCUUCACGGGAUCCAAACUUAUUGGAAUAUCAACCACCUUCUACAAGUGUUGAUAGACCAUCAGCACAAAGACUGGCUAAAAGGUUGUAUCAGUUGGAUGGCUUCAGAAAAUCUGAUGUCUCCAGACAUCUAAGUAAAAAAAAUGACUUUAGUACUUUGGUUGCUGAGGAGUAUUUAAAACUAUUUUCUUUUGGGGAUUGUACAUUAGACUAUGCUUUAAGAGAAUUUUUACAGCAGUUUUGUUUAUCUGGAGAAACUCAGGAACGAGAGAGAGUGCUGGCACAUUUCUCCAGACGUUAUUGUGAAUGUAAUACAGGAAUUUAUAAUUCAGAAGAUUCCUGUCAUACUUUAACAUGUGCAAUAAUGUUACUGAACACAGAUCUACAUGGCUCAAAUAUAGGAAAAAGGAUGACGUGUUCAGAAUUUAUUGACAAUCUAGCAGAAUUAAACGAUGGGGAAAAUUUCCCUAAAGAAUUACUUAAGACUCUAUACCAGAAUAUAAAACAUGAACCAUUUGAGUGGGCUUUAGACUACCCAGAAGAAGAGACAAAUCAUUUGGAAGAAAAGAUGGCACCAGUGUCAGCUACAAUGCCACAAAGUGCCAUAGGACAUAAUCCAUAUUUAGAUGUACCAGAUCCAAACCGUGCUACAGAAUUUAAACAUGGAUACGUCAUGAGAAAAUGUUGCAAAGAACCAGAUAAAAAGAAAACUCCUUUGGGUAAGAGAGGGUGGAAGAUGUUUUAUGCAAGUUUACAAGACAUGGUUUUAUAUCUUUAUAAAGACCAACAUAUGAUGAAAAAGGGACAACUACCUGAAGGUACACAAAAUGCCAUACGUGUCCAUCAUAGCUUAGCAAUAAGAGCUGCUGAUUAUACCAAAAAACAACAUGUAUUUCGAUUACAGACAGCUGACUGGGCCAUAUUCUUAUUCCAAACAAGUGACAGUAAAGAACUCCAGGACUGGAUUGACACCAUUAACUUUGUAUCAGCUACUUUAUCUGCCCCUGCCUUAUCUGGUGGUGUUGGCUCACAGAGAAAAUUUCAACGGCCUUUACUGCCUGCUACUUACACAAGAUUUAAUUUGCGAGAGCAGCUUGCCAAACAUACAGAGAAGACAGAAGAAUUAGAGCAGGAACUUAAGGAUCACCGGCAGUAUCCUCCAGAUAAAGGUGCUAAGGCCAGAAUUAUUGCAGAUUAUAUGGAAAAAGAAAGUUUUUUAGAAUAUGAGUUGAAGAGAUAUAAAACAUAUGUUUAUCUAAUACAGUCACGAUUGGCUACAUAUCCAGAACUAGAGCCUUCGUUAGUGGAAACUGUGAUUGGAGAGGAUGAUGAAUCUGUCACAGUUGGGCGACCAUCACGACAACAUCCUGUUCAACGCAGUCUCUCAGAUAGAACAGAAAACCUAACAGUGAUCGGUACACUAGUGUAAAUACUUGAGUCGAAUCAACUACGCCACAGAACUUUGAUGAUUAUAUCAGUCAGGAAAAUGCUGUUACUUAUUUGUAAAAGUGUCGUCUGGUGAUGUUUUUUGUGUUGUCUGGUAUCCAACAUUUCAGAGAAAAUAUGGAAUUCUGGGAAUUUAUGGCUAUUUGACAAAAUAUCUUGCAUAGUUUGAGAAAAUUGUAGCAGAAUGUUUCUAUUUUGAUGGCUGAAAUUAUUGUUAAAAUUUUUUUUACUCAGGUGCUGUGCCAUAUUACAAUCAAAUUGUUGAAAUUCGAAAUUUUAAAAAUCUUUAUCCCAGAAAAAGAAAGUGGUUUUAGUUUCACAAAGUGUUUUCUUUUAUAUUUAUUAAACUUUGUGCUUACAUUUUGAAAAUUUUUCAUUCCAUAUAAAGUAUUUUAAUAAUAGCUUUAUCACAAGUAUUAGUAGUGUAUUUAUAAGGGCAUAGGCUUCAGAUGCACUAUAGUAUAGCUGUUUUGUCACGGAAUGUUGUUUAUUUUUAGGGGUAUGGGUCCAAUAUAUGAGAGACUACCGGUAAAUAUUUUGAAAGCACAUUUAUCAAGUUCAAUAACAAUUUCUUUUCCACAAAGAAGAAAGGAUUUGAUAAUUGUAACUCAGUCCUAUUGAUUUUUGAUAGUUGAAAAAGUUUUAUACAAGGUUGUAAUUGUGAAUUCAAAUGUAACUUUGAAGUUUCCACAUAUACAUAAAUAUUUCUUCUGUAUUUUCAUGACUGUAUUCUGAAAUAAUAUAUAAGUAUAUUGAAUAAAUUCAUAUUUUUUUUUAUUAUAGGUUUGAUUUAGAAAAUUGUUUUAUUGUAAUUGAAUUUGAAAAAAAAAACCAGUUCUACCAGUAAAAAUUUGAUUAAAAAAAUCUGUCAUUUAUAAAUUAUUAAAUCAGAACUUUUGUACAAGAAUUGAUUGAGUCUUAUAUAUAAACUAUAAUUAAAAUAAUUCAUAAUGGCUCAGUCAUAUAAUUCAAUUCUUUUUUUCAACUUUUUAUCUUGGAACCAUUGAGUUUUUUGCAAGUUUGGAACUUUUUUUAAUUACAAGGGAAAUGUUUGCAUGUGUAGUUGUAGGCAAUAUGUUAUCAUUACAAUGAAAUGAUCAAAUAGCUAUGAGUUCUGAAUAUAUUUGUUUAAAAAUAUUAUAAGGUAAUCACUAAAAGAUGAUUUGAUAUAAAAAAAUUAGGAAACGCAUCAAGUACUCGCUUUGAAGAUGAUGAAACAUGAUGCUUUGUGCCCUUCUGAAUCACCUGCAAAAUUGUCAUAGUAACAUCUUUCUAACUUUAAAAUAUAGAGUAAUCGACACUCAUCUGAUGCAAAAUCGUCAUCAGUAACAACUUUCUAACUUUAAGAUAUAGAGUAAUCGACACUCAUCUGAUGAACCGAAUACUCAUUUAUUGAUUCCACAAUAAAUUGCCAUCCCUACUAAUUAUUGAAAAACACAUGAACGCAAUCAGUAAUCCUAAUAACUAUUAUUAUACCGAAGACUUGCCAAAUUCACAUUAACAUUAUAUAUGCAGAUUAUAAAUUAUGAAUUUAAAAUUUCUACAUUACAUCCGCAUUUUAAAAUCACUGAUAUUAUUGAUCUGUUUUAUGUACUGAGAGGUAAAAAAAAUAUAAAUUGAUAUAAUUUUGUUUGAUUAUUGUUUAAAAAAAUAAGGGACCAGAGAAUAUUCAAUGCCGACCCUGUCAUUGGACUGAAGUUUCCUUCUCUAUGUUAGAUCUGAAAUAUGAUGCCCAGGAAAUCCCAUAAUGUAUCAAAUCCUUUAAUUUUCAAUCCAUAAUUGAACUUCCCUUUUCUCUGUCAGUUUUCUUUUAAUCAAAAUAUUUUAUGUUAAUGCAGCUUGUCCCUUUGUUUUGUAUUCAUUGUGCAAUAUUCUACGAUUGUGAUUUUAUUUAUAUUACUGUAAAUAAAUUGUAUUUUAUGUAAAAAGAGGCCAAAAUCCUCUUGUGUUGACAAAGAAGUUAAAGAGGAUAAGCAAUACUAACUGUUUGUAAAUAAUUUCCAUAUAAUUUCAUAUCAAGUAGAAUUUUUUAUUUACAUUUUUCCUAAUCAUAUAUUAUAUAACCAGUAAGUCUAGUGCACACUUCAGCAAUUAUUAUUAUUCAUGUUUCAAUAAAAAUACCGUAUAGCGGGUUAUUUUCGCGGGUGUAAAAUUUAGCGAUUUAGGGGCAACAAAGUAAACGAAAAAUUUUGGCGGAUUCUUUAAUCCCAAAUAAAUAUUUUGGCGGAUACUGAAAUGGUUCUAGUUAAAAAGUUGUAAAAAUUGACAAACAAGGGUCUAUUGUUAUGGUUAAAUGAUUGUUUUUCCUGCAUGACUUUUUUUUAUUUAUUAUAUUUUGAUACGGUUAAUCAAUAGAAUACAGGUACAUAGUUAUUCUUCACAGGUGUACAAACUUCUUGUAAAUGUUACUGUUGAUCAGUUACGAAAUUGACUGGACCUUUGAUGUACUAAUUAGAUUAUAAAAUCAUCAUGAGUGACUUGCAACUCUUAUAUAAUUUGACCCUAAUUAGAUAAGGAUAAAAUACCUGACAUCGUACCUUACACUCUUAUAUUAUUUAUUUUAUUAUGUAACCAAUAAACUAAUUAACACCUGAUAGCCAGUGAACAAUGGCAUUUAUGUUGUUUAAUUUAACAAAAACCGUGAUUGAUCCGUCGAACGGGGAAAAAAUAGAUAGUUUACAAAACGCUUUAACUUAGAAAGUAUCGAACGAUGCAUAAAUUUUCGCAGAAUUUAUUUUCAUGAUUUCUCCUGACCCGCCAAAAUAAGCUAAAAAAAUACUUUGCGAAAAUAACCCGCUAUACGGUGUAACAUUUAUGUUUUUCGAUUAACUAGUAUAAAAGAUGGUCAUUGUAAUCACUAGCAGAAUCAAAAGGUUUGAAAUUAGUAGGAAUUAACGACUUUUUAUUCCUUAAUACUUCCUGACCAUAUCAAAGGGUUCCUAAAAAGUCAAAAAGUUCUUGCUAGAUGGCAGAUUAAUUGUUUUUUCCUUAGUUCUAGCUAUUAAAUGGUGGAGAAAUAAUGUGGGUUAAUAACGUCAUGAAUUUGUGACCCACUUGGCCAGUGCAUGUAAAACUGAAGUUGAUUUCCUGCUGAUGGGACUUGUUUAAAAAGCUAGUGUCUCACUUACUUAGAAAGUCAUUCACCAUUCUAAUCCCCAUAUGACUCUGGUUUUAAAUUUUGGCUAAAAAAUAAAACAAACUUCUUUACUAUUGAAUGAACUAAAUAGGCAAGUAAAUUUCUUUUAGUUUCCACUGUAGAUUAAAAUGUUUGUUACUUGUAGAGAUUGCUAGAUGUACCCAGUACUAGAUCAUUUGCAGUAGUUCUUAAAAAUCGUUUUGCGACAUUCCAUUUUAAAUCUUGAUAUAUCAAGCAAUGGUUUUAAUGUAAAAUGAUUUGUUUCAUUCAAAGGAUUAAAGCGAAUGCACAUUGACAUUUUCAUAUAGUCAGAUAACAGAUUAAUCAACAUAAUGGUAGAUUUUCCUCUCUAUAUAUGCAAUAGCACGUUUAAUACGUAAUAGAAGGGCGUAGCAAGUGAUGGGAUAGGGAGAGAGGAUGUAGACAAUAAUAAGAAAAUGUAGGGAUGUUUUAUUUUUUUAAUAGUUUUCAUAAAAUCAUGACAUAAGGAAACAAAUAGAUUUUAUAAUGAACAUGAAGAGAGAAUUCUUUAUAGAAAUAACUGAAAGCCAGGUAACAACAAACUUUGACAAGAUUCUCAUUCAAUUAUUAUUGAACAAAUUGUAUGAAUGGCCUAAUUUUGAAUUCAAAUGAAAAAAAUCAAUAUGAGUGGUAAAUGUUGGGGAGAAUCUAGGAAUUAUUAUUUAUUUUUUUACUUCAGAGUUAUUAUAUAUAAGAAGUGUGGUCACCAUGACAACCUAGUAUUAUGUCAAUGUUUGUUUCUGUAUUAUUCAGAAUAAAAAUGUUUCUACUUUAUAUACUGAUAUAAAUUGUCAUGAAAGGAGAUACUUUUGUGGGGUCAUAUUUUUUUUUGAUUUGAGCAGUAUGUGAGUUUUCAUGCAGUUUGCUGGUAUUUAUACACAUAAAAAACAGAUUUUCCUAAUUGGAAGUAUAUCCACUAUCUUCUCACAAAUACAUGAAACUUUUUUUACAUUUUAGGUUCUGUCUGCUGCAGUAUAUAUAAGACAAUUACUUUAAAACUUAAACAUGUAUUGCUAUACUUCUAUGUAUCUUAUGUAACUUUAUAUGUAACUUAAUUGAAAUUCUUUGAAUAUACAUCUUGUUAUGGAAACUCACAGGUCAGUUAUUCCAUUAUGAGCAAAUAGUUAAUACUUUUUAAUUAUUAAUUUUGAAACCUCUACAGUGAAAUUUUUUGUAAAUUUUCAUUUUUUCUUGAUUUUAAAUUUCUUGAAUAUAUUUUAAAAUUGUGCCAUUUGUUUUAUGUAUAAUAUAAGUAAAAUAUACCACUUUCCAUCAUGAAAUUUUUUUUUAAUUGUGUUUCCAAAUAUUUUAUAUAAGAGUGAAUGGGUAUUUCAGAUUUAUAUGCUUUUGAUCAGGUUGAGCACAAAACCAUUUUAGUCAUGCAUUGUAUUUCAUAAUACUUACCAACAUAUACCCAAAAUUAGGGAAAAACAGUUCAAUAGACAAGAUUGAUCCAUCACUGGAUUUUAAGAAAAAAAAUUUGAUUUUUUUCAUUUAUCCAAUCUCUAUGAACUUUCCUGAUAUUGCUCAUCAUAAUGUAAUGGGAUCAGGGUAUGCUGUAUCCAAAACUGUCACUUUAAACUGUACUGCAAAGUGUUUUUAAUGCAAUAUAUCUGUUUUAUAUUAAAUGCUGUUUUGGUAUGUUUCAGUACUAUUUUUGUUUAUGCUUUGUCAAACACUUAGAUUAUGUGCUAGUUUUGUUUUGUGUGUCAUUAAAUUAAUACCAGUUUUGUGA